Messenger RNA from Fonsecaea monophora, 2784 nucleotides. RefSeq lists its product as hypothetical. Lineage: Eukaryota; Fungi; Ascomycota; Eurotiomycetes; Chaetothyriales; Herpotrichiellaceae. Gene Ontology annotation, molecular function: DNA binding; zinc ion binding; DNA-binding transcription factor activity, RNA polymerase II-specific. Gene Ontology annotation, biological process: DNA-templated transcription; regulation of DNA-templated transcription. The record is from RefSeq and is a predicted model, not a curated record. The coding region runs from base 1 to 2784 and encodes 927 amino acids. The transcript is spliced from 6 exons.
AUGCGAUCGACCCAGUCGUGUGGAUAUGUCGCUUCUCGAGGCGAAGAGGACGAAAGGGGCAUGUUCGAUCUCCCGAACCCGGUCGCCAAAGAAGUAUAUAACAAGUCACACUGGGUUGUUGACCCCCAGGUCAAGCAGACGUCGCGACUGGUAUCUUUGAUGAUCCAUCUUGGAUACUCCAAUUGCUGGAAAGGUCGUCUGUCUCCCAACAUCCAACAUCAACAGCGUGAUGCUGAAGCCAGCCUGGGUCUCAAGCAUGUCACCCACAAGUAUAUCCAUGUGCGGACACCCGUAGUACUCGCGGUACAGCAAGACUGCGGGGACCCCAGACUCUUGACUUUUGACUCCAACUCUGGGGUUUUCCGUGGAAAAUGCUCGCCGUGUGCCGUCCCAAAUUCACCCUCAGCCUCGGGAACAUGCUUCUUGGCCUCUUUACGGAUUUGGUAUGCCGAGUAUGUCAUGUUCCAGCCGUUGGAGGUGAAACCGUCGUACACUGUCGCCUGUCUGCGGUGCUUUUCUCUGUCUCCGCUUCGACCCCCUCGUCCCGAAGCAUCUGAAGCGAGAGAUCUUGUGGAGCAGGCUCAGGGAGUAUCUAGCCCAACAGCCAAGAAUCUAGGCCGGUCAAUUGGGGACUCUCCGACGGGAUAUAUCAUGUUUCGCGCUAUGCAGUCAGACGAGGUCCUUGCGUCGCGACGAGCAGCGUCAGCUCUGCCAGACGAGGACGCACCAAGCACCAAGCGACAGAAGAUAUCUCCCUCAGCGCGGCCUCGCGCUUCGCUAGCUUGCCACAGCUGUCGCCAGCGCAAGAUUCGAUGUGAUAUUCAGCGCCUUCCUACCGGGUCUACGUGUAGCGCAUGCCGCAUUUCCGACAUUGACUGUCGCGUCAGCCAGUUCUCGGAUCGUAGAAAGCACGGUUCUCGCGAGCACAUUGCUGCACUUCAGGAGCAGAUCCGAUCGCUGGACGUUCUGAUCCGCCAGAUCGUUCCCGAUGGCAAUACAUCGCUUGGCAGUAGUCAGGGAGAGAGUGCGCCACUGUUGAAAUCACCGGCAGCUGCAGCUGCAACCACCAGACCCAGCCUUGACGAUAUACGGGGGCCACAAGACGCGACUCUGAUCGCCGCUCACCGAGCCUCAUCGGCAGUCGUGCAGCCAAGCACAAACAAUCCUGAGUCCCCUCGAGCCAAUCAAGGUCAACAGUCUUCUGCUGAGCAACCGGGUCUCGCCGACAACGAAAGUCAACGGCGAAGCCACACGCCUCGAGUUCACCAUGAAGUCAAUGGCGAGGGCGAAGUUUCCGAGGAAUCCGGCAUAUACUUUGGCCCGUCAUGCCAGCUCCAUGUGUCGUCGCCUUCUGAUGUGGUGAAAAGUGUGUCGGGUAUCCAUGCUCUAGGGACCCAGAUUGACAUGGACUCGGAUCGCCUGAAAACCCUCCUGUUCAACAACUACUGCAAUUUCCAGACCCUUUCAGUCACCAUCAUUCACCCCGAGCUCUUUUUGUCCCACCGAGCGCGAGGCUUGCGAUCCCAGCAUUACUCUCGGUUUCUGGAAAACUCCAUGAUGGCGUGCAGCGCGCGCUUGAGUACUUCGGUUGCGGUCCGCGCGUUGGGAUCCAGCUAUGCGAUGCGUGCAAAGUCGGAAAUCGUGUCAGAGUUGGAAGAUCCAAAUGUGGCGACGCUGCAGGGUAUGCUGCUCCUCAGUGACUACGAGAUGACUGAAGGACGCGACCGAGUUGGCUGGAUGUAUUGUGGUAUUGCCUGUCGGCUCGUGGUUGACCUGGGUCUGCACCAUGCUUGGAGCAAGAGCAGUGACCAAGAUGCCUCGAACAUCCAUGGAGCAAGGUUCCGCGGCUCUGUGACGUUGGGCUGCUUCGUCUACGAGACCCUCUGGAGCAUGUACUUGGGACGUCCAAGCCACAUAGCCAUGCUGGGCCCGUCUUUGUCCUCGUAUGCUGACCAUGUAUCUGACAAUCUGACUUUGAGGGCGUGGUUUGACCUGUGUGUAUUGAUUGCCGAGAUUACGACAAUCCUCGACAAGGAUUCGCUUAUACAGGCAGGCACUCUGAAUCGACUGUCAGAACUCGAUGGCAGGUUGCGCCGGUGGUAUUCGUCAGUGCCCGCAGACAUUACCCUUGAUUAUGACAACGUCUCUGCUCUUGACGCCGUGGCGUAUGGUCUCCAUAUGCAGUAUCUAAGGGUGCAGAUGCUGUUGCAUUCUCUUCCCAUCUCAAGCCACCGGAAGCGCAAACAAAGCGACGGCAAGGACCAACCCCCAGUCCUUCGCAAUUGGACCGCUGAGUCUUCCAGGCAGCUUGUGCAUCACAACGCGCUGAAGAUUGCCCAGCUGGGUAUCACCUACGGACAGAUUUUCGGGGUGGAAAAGACGCCUUCUGUGAUGCUGGACAAUCUGUACGUGGCGGCGACCGUCUUAAUCUCCAACAUCUUGGGGGCCGAGCACUCUUCCAUAGACGAGAACGACCUUCGGUGGCUUCGAUUGCUGGAUGAGAUGCUGAAAGACCUUCAGCCGCAUUUUCAUAUCACCGGCAGGAUGAGGAGGACCCUGGCUCGCAUCGUGGAAGGCUGUCCCCUGCUUGCUGGUGUCUUUAUGGACGACGUGCAGACGUCACCUGUACAAUAUGGUUCCAAGCAUGGGGGCUUGGACAAUGCACAUGGCGGUGGUUGGGGUUCUCUCGAGGCUGCCGUCAAUGACUUUGUCAUCGACCCCAGUCUGUUCAACCUCGUUGACUUUGAGCUGGUCGGUGACGGCGACGGAGUGAAUCGCGGCUAG